AUGAUGUGCAAGCAGUCACGUAACCAGCACCUUCGUGUGCAGUCAGUCAGGCCCAGGGUUCUUACGAUAUUUUCUGCAUCAAAUUACUACGAGCUUGGUAGCAAUCGGGGCGCUUAUGUGAAAUUCAUCGGACGGAACAAGGAGCCGCAUUUCGUUCAGUACAUGGCAUCGAAAACCCACAGGAAAAGCACGAUGCGUGAGAGGUUGAGCCUCGUUGAAGAGUCGGCUGUGCGUGAACUCAGAGAGAAGCUCGUCUCGUUCAACAACAGGCUCCAGAAAGAGUUCGAGCAGUAUGAUCCACUCCAAAAAGGUGGUCUGUAG
Molecule: messenger RNA, 321 nt
Organism: Cooperia oncophora
Lineage: Eukaryota; Metazoa; Nematoda; Chromadorea; Rhabditida; Trichostrongylidae
Source: the annotation of a GenBank genome assembly